GUUUCACAUUUGUUGAAACGUAGAUGAAACAUGGGAGCAUUUUUUUGUCGGCUGGUGCAAGAAAAACAUAAACAAUUCUCGAAAAUUAACAUUUUCUGUGGGUUUUGCUGAAUCUUUUGCCAAUUUCUAAGCCAUGGACGAGGACUUUGAAGAUGAGGGAUGGAUGGGACGUCAUAGAGUUGGAGAUGAAGAGUCUGAAAAUCCGGAGCACAUGGAAAACCCCCAGGAAGUACUCAAUGAGUGCCUGGAGAAGUUCUCCACAUCAGAUUAUAUCAUGGAACCGGGAAUUUUCACUCAGCUCAAGAGAUACUUCCAAGCGGGAGGGACUCCGGAGCAGGUUAUCAAUCUUCUGUCGCACAACUACACAGCUGUGGCACAGAUGACCAAUCUCAUAGCUGAGUGGCUCAUAACAGCUGGUGUGAAGGUCGUGGAUGUGCAGGCGAUGGUGGAGAAUCACUUGAAGGACAUGAUUUUGAGAACAUUCGACCCGAAGAAGGCGGAUACUAUUUUCACGGAGGAGGGAGAAACCCCAGCAUGGUUGACGGAAAUGAUUGAGCAUCACACAUGGAGAUCACUCAUAUAUCGUCUUGCUGAAGAGUAUCCGGACUGCCUUAUGUUGAAUUUUACGAUAAAAUUGAUUUCCGACGCGGGAUUUCAGAGCGAAAUUACGUCAAUUUCCACAGCUGCCCAGCAGAUUGAGGUGUUUUCGCGCGUCCUCAAAACUGCCAUCACGAAAUUUCUCACAAAUCCCGAUGAUGCCCAAAAUUCAAUUCUCGAAUGUGCCAAAAUGGUUUGUCAUGGACAACACACGUAUGUCUACAGCCAAGUUCUAAUACAGGUCCUGUCUCAAGAGACAAAAGGUGGAUUCAAUAUGAAAAGCUUGUCGCAGGAAAUCACAAAAUAUGCUCUCCAAAUAAACCAAAAUGUGACUCCAAUUACAAUGGCACUAAAUGGAUCAGCUGGCUACCCACAAGCAUGUGAAGCCUUGACAUCUAUGCUGUCACGAAACACCCUAAAUCCUGCUGAUAUUAACGUUCUCUAUCGCAAUUACUCUGUUGUGGAUCCACCUCCGAUUGAUCUUAUUCGUAACCCCCAAUUUCUCGAUCUUCUCGUGGAUUCGCUCUUUAAGGCCGGCGUGAAGAUUAAUCCGGAGCACAAAUCCAAAUACAUCUACUUGCUGGCCUAUGCGGCAAGUGUGUGUGAGACAACAUCAAAGAAAGGGGGGCAGUUGAAGCGCAUGAUCAACAAGGAUGAACUGAAGAAUACAACUCAAGCCAUAGAGAAAGUUCAUGCAAUUUGCAAUGUUAACAAGGGCUCAACGGAGCUCAUUGCUGAUCUUCAGGUGCUCUACAAUUGUAUCCGGUACCCAGUAGUCGGGGUAGGGGUAAUACGUUGGGUUGAGAACACCGUAACGGAACCGUCUUACUUUAAACUCUCAACGGACAGUUGUCCACCGCAUUUGGCCCUUUUGGAUGAAGUAGCAACCGUGCAUAGUUCGUUGCAUCCUCAAAUUCUUCGCCUGCUAAUACGUUUGUUUGAGUCAAAGCAAGAUGAGCUUGAAAUUCUCGUUCAGUUGGAAAUGCGCAAAAUGCUCCUCGAUCGGAUGGUUAACCUCCUCACCCGCGGGUGUGUUGUACCCGUUGUUAAGUACAUUAAACAUUGCUGCCAGCGCGGGGAUACGGACAUCUCCCUCAUUCGGUACUUUGUCACAGAAGUCUUGGAAACCAUAACACAUCCAUACUCUCCGGAAUUUGUUCAGCUCUUCCUGCCAAUGGUGGAAAAUGAAGAAAUAACAGGAUCAAUGCGUGGUGAAGGUGAUCAGGAUCCCGUCUCUGAAUUUAUUGUUUACUGCAGACCUGUUGGGCGACAAUGAAGUGAAAAUUCUGCAAAAAGUAUUCAGAUUGAACAGCAAUCCAGCAUGGAAACGCGAACAUGGGACCGUGAUAAGAUAGAGUGGAUUUUAUAGCAAUUAACAAAUUGAAAAAUAAAGCUGUGUAAUGAAAAUACACAGAAAAAAAAUUAAAGACGCCACUGAAGAUUUUUUAAAAAUUUCUUUUACAAUUAGUUUUAAAAAAAAUUAUUAAUUUUGUCGUUCGGAGGAUUUGCUUGUCAUCAUGAAAUUGAACUUCUAGAGUGGUUCAGUGGCAGUAAGUUUUUUUUUUAAAGGAGUGGGUAUUGAUUUCAUUAAAUUUAAUAAAAGAUCUUUUAAAUAAAUUUUCGACUAUUUAUGUAUUUGAA
Molecule: messenger RNA, 2238 nt
Organism: Lutzomyia longipalpis
Lineage: Eukaryota; Metazoa; Arthropoda; Insecta; Diptera; Psychodidae
Gene: TH1
Product: negative elongation factor D
Exons: 6
Coding region: 134-1873 (579 amino acids)
Biological process (GO): negative regulation of transcription elongation by RNA polymerase II
Cellular component (GO): NELF complex; nucleus
Molecular function (GO): RNA binding
Source: RefSeq, a predicted model, not a curated record